AGCAUCGGCCGCCGGCCAAGACGAAGCGGCCCCGCCGGCGCCGGCGCAGGAGCGAGCGGAAGAGCGAGACGGAGCCGGUCCCUGCGGCCGCGGAGCAGCCCGUCGCGCGGGAGGGCGGGGGCACCGGGCACUCGGUCGGCGGCGAACUGGCGCGGCCGGAGGCUGCAAAGCAGCCGGGUUCCGGCACCGCAGCGUCCGGAGACGCGGCCGAGAGCGGCCCGCAGCGGCAGAGCCUCCCGUCGCCGCCUGUGACGCAAGACAAGGCGCGGCACCAGAGGCGCAAGAAGACAAAGUCGACCAGCGGCGGCGGGGAGGCCGCGGAGAACGGCGCCAUGCCGAUCGAGACCCGAGCGGCGAAGUGUGACGAGACCGGAGAGCUCAUCCCCGGGUCGGUGGCGACUGCGACGUCCGGACGGAGCGCGGCCGAGCCGCCGGCGUCAGAGGUCCCGCUGGCCGCUGGCCGGCAGGCCGACUCUCCAGCCGGGCAGAGCGAGCCGGACAGCAUGCCCAGCACACCGGAGCACACCGGCUCGGCGGACGGCGCGCCGUUCCGUCCCGACGACGAGGGCAAGCGGUACGCCUCGCUGCUGCAGCAGGGCUACGACAUGUUGCCGGCGCGGCCCGUCUUCUUAGCGCACGCGUGCUUCGUCUGCAAGCGGCUGCACAGUAAGCAGUGUCGACUGAAGUCGUGCGGCAGCUGCCGGCUGGUGGCUUACUGCUCAGCUGAACACCAGCGCGCCCACUGGCCACUGCACCGCGCCCUUUGCAAGGUCGUCACCAAGCGCAUGCGCAAACUGGGCACCGACCAUCUGUACCGGGAGGCGUAUAACGUCACCAGCCACGAGGAGUGGAAGAAGGUCCGCUUCAAGCACAUGACCGUCUGCGAGGAGAUGCUGGGACGCCCGAUGGAGGCGUGUGAGAAGGAGAUGUUCCUGUACCCACGCGUCUGCGACACCUGCCGCGAGACGACCCCCGAGAAGCUGCACACCUGCCACCAGUGCCACUCGGUCAGCUACUGCUGCGAGGAACACCUGCGCAAGAACCACGCCAAGUUCUGUAAGGACUUGCGUCUGCUCGUCGACAUCCACUGCUACCAGAACGAGAACGGCGUGUGUGAUCCGCCGCUGCCGGACACCAUGCUGACCACCUACGAACCGCUGCCACCCAACAUCCGCGAGUUCCUCGUAGUUAGCAUGCUCGGCCCCGUCAAGGCGUACGGCAUGGGCGGCAUCGAGCUGGCCACGCUCUCCGAGAACGCCUCCUACCCGCUGACGCUACUGUACGCGCUGCAGAACAUCCCAGUGGCAGAGGAAGCCCACAUCAGCCAGCGCACCGAGCUCACCGUGCAUGUGGUGGGCGCUGAGUUCGCCGCCGAGUGCGACAGCAUCACCAAGUGGGACGUGUUCCUGCUGAACGUGCUGCCGCGUCUGCGGCGGCUGCACGUGGUGUUCGUGGGGCCCGAGCUGGAGGUGCCGGGCAGUCGGCCGGGUGUCACCGAAGAGGACUUCACCUGCCUGCCGUGCCGCGCCGCCGGCAAGAGCUUCACGUGCGAGUUCCAGCCGAGCACGUACUACCACACGUACUGCCGCAGCCCGCAGUUCCGACCGCCGCACGCCAUCUGCGCCUUCAACGCCGGCCUGUACCGCACGACGGGCCACGAGCGGCGCGACUCGUGGCGCGAGACGCUGCCGCACCUGGUGCCGGACGGCGUGCCGCUCGUGCUGACCGCCUACACCAUGCUCGAGUGCCCGCAGGACGUGGCGCGUAUCCAGCAGGAGCAGAAGGUGGACGUGCUGCUGCCGCCGAUGAAGAACCCCUACCGCAGCACGCGGCCCGCCCAGAACUUCCUCAACGAGCACGAGAGCCCGCUCAUCUACAAGAACCAGUACGUGGCCUGCCUGACGGCCGCCCGACCGAGGAAGUAGCGGCGCGGUCGGGCCGCGCGCCGCGGGACCGCCGGCGAGGGCCGCCGCGCCCUCCCCGCCCCCCUCCGUGUGGGGCCCACCUCCGCUCUUUGGCGUGGAAUCCAAUGUAAGCUGUGAAACCGUGUUAGGGCGUGUGCUUAGUCAAUA
Pollicipes pollicipes is the source of this 2072-nucleotide messenger RNA. RefSeq lists its product as uncharacterized. Bases 333 to 1925 code for a protein of 530 amino acids. Lineage: Eukaryota; Metazoa; Arthropoda; Thecostraca; Pollicipedomorpha; Pollicipedidae. The transcript has a single exon. The record is from RefSeq and is a predicted model, not a curated record.